Messenger RNA from Agelaius phoeniceus (red-winged blackbird), 701 nucleotides. NCBI's taxonomy places the organism in Eukaryota, Metazoa, Chordata, Aves, Passeriformes, Icteridae. The record is from RefSeq and is a predicted model, not a curated record.
GUGAAUGGCGGGCGCUGAUUGGGCGCCGGCGGUGCCCGCCCAGCAGAGCCCCGUGAGGGCUAUGUGGUGAGGGGCGGCCGAGGGUCCCAGCUCGGGGCUCCUUCCCCUGCAGCCCCCCGGGGCCGGGAUGUCGCGGGAGGAGCCUGAUGGUCCCGAACCGGAGGCGGCGGCGGGCGAGAGCCCCUUCGCGGCGGAGCUGGGUGAGGACGAGCCCCCCGGCGAGAAACCGGACAGGCCGCGCGCGGGGCCAGCGCUGGGUCCCCGCUCCUCGCUCUUGUUCGCCUCGCUGGACGCCGCCGUGGAGGGGCUGCAGCAGCGGGUGCAGGACGUGCUCGGCCGCCUCAACAGCGGCCGCGAGGAAGCGCACACGGAGCUGAGCGGCGUCAGGGGCAGCCUGCUGCUGAAGGUCUCGGAGCUGGCGGAGCAGCUGGAGGAGCGGCUCUUCCACCGCUACGGCUUCCACAACGGGCUGAUCCAGGAGCGGCUGCAGGCGCUCGGCGAGGUGCUGGAGCGCGUGGAGGAGGUGCAGGCGGAGCUGCGCCGCAUCUGCUGCACCGUGGAGGCGGCGUAUCAGGAGCUCUGCCUGCAGCCCGAGGCCUGAGGGCACCCCCAGACCUGAGCGGGACCCCCAAACCCACGGCGCUGUGCCGGGCUUUGCAAAGGGGCAUUUUGGACCCAAAGGGCUUUGCUGUUGCUGUUUG